This is a messenger RNA of Candoia aspera, 2547 nucleotides long. It is a transcript of the gene PES1, whose product is annotated as pescadillo ribosomal biogenesis factor 1. Lineage: Eukaryota; Metazoa; Chordata; Lepidosauria; Squamata; Candoiidae. Gene Ontology annotation, cellular component: nucleolus; PeBoW complex. The transcript has 16 exons. The record is from RefSeq and is a predicted model, not a curated record. Gene Ontology annotation, molecular function: RNA binding. Gene Ontology annotation, biological process: ribosome biogenesis; maturation of LSU-rRNA from tricistronic rRNA transcript (SSU-rRNA, 5.8S rRNA, LSU-rRNA). Bases 28 to 1776 code for a protein of 582 amino acids.
GCGCGAGAAGCGGCUGUUGCGGCCACGAUGGGCGGCCUGGAGAAAAAGAAGUAUGAGAGGGGUUCCGCCACCAACUAUAUCACCAGAAAUAAAGCUCGGAAGAAACUGCAGCUCAGCCUUCCGGACUUCAGGCGACUCUGCAUCUUAAAGGGGAUUUAUCCCCAUGAGCCCAAACACAAGAAGAAGGUGAACAAGGGAUCAACAGCUGCCCGGACUUUCUAUCUCUUGAAAGACAUAAAAUUUCUUCUCCAUGAGCCCAUUGUCAACAAAUUCCGGGAAUAUAAGGUGUUUGUCCGCAAAUUGCGUAAAGCCUACGGGAAGAGCGAGUGGAACACAGUGCAGCGGCUGAAAGACAACAAACCGACGUACAAGUUGGACCACAUUAUCAAAGAGAGAUACCCAACCUUUGUGGACGCCUUGCGAGACUUGGACGAUGCGCUCUCCAUGUGUGUCCUCUUUGCAACCUUCCCGCGCACUGGCAAGUGUCACGUCCAGACCAUCCAACUGUGUCGUCGGCUCAUGGUGGAGUUCCUCAACUAUGUCAUCGCCUCGCACGGUCUACGCAAGGUCUUUCUCUCCAUUAAGGGCAUCUAUUAUCAGGCCGAGGUGAUGGGGCAGCUUGUCACCUGGAUAACACCCUAUGCCUUUUCCCACAACCACCCGACAGAUGUGGAUUAUAGGGUAAUGGCUACUUUCACUGAAUUCUACACCACCCUCCUAGGCUUCGUCAAUUUUCGCCUCUACCAAUCUCUCAACUUACACUAUCCCCCAAAGAUUGAAGGCCACGCUUCAGUAGAGAUGAAGCCAGAGGAUGGCGAAGCCUACGCCUUGGACUCAGAGAGCACUCUCGAGAAAUUGUCGGCUCUCAGCACCAGCCUGGCUCGAGUUGUUGCCCCGAAUGUAGAGGAUGAAGCUGAAGCGGAUGAGUUUCCCAUGGAAGGAGAGACCGCAGAACAAGAAGAGGCCCGGCAGAAGGAACAGGAGGACCUGGAAAAACAGAAGAAGCUCUUUGAGGGACUGCAGUUCUUCCUCAAUAGGGAGGUGCCUCGAGAACCCUUGGCUUUUGUCAUCAGGUGCUUUGGGGGCAAAGUGUCGUGGGACAAGUCUGUUUGCAUUGGUGCUACCUACGAUGUUACAGAUCCAAACAUCACCCACCAGAUUGCUGACCGCCCAAACAUGGAGAAGCAAGUGGUUGGAAGAUAUUACCUCCAGCCGCAGUGGGUCUUUGACUCAGUCAAUGCCAAGAUGUGUCUUCCAGUGGCUGAUUACUUCCCUGGUGUAAUGCUGCCGCCUCAUCUCUCACCGUUUGUCUCUGAAAAAGAAGGAGACUACAUUCCACCAGAGAAGCUGAAGCUUUUGGCCGUGCAGAGGGGUGAAGAACCAGCAGAGGAUAGUGAGUCAGGAGAGGAAGAGGAGAGUGGUGAAGAGCAUGAAGAUGCAACUGAAGGCUCGGAGGAGGAUUCUGACAAAGAAGAUGAAGGGAAGCUGCAGAAGAUGGAAGCUCAGCGAUCUCGGAGCAAGAAUCUCCCAGUGAAGGUGACGCCGGGCCAGGUUGUGAAGGAGGACAAACAGCGGUUGAUGCAGGAGCAGCAGAGUGAAGAGAAGCGUUUGGCCAUCAUGAUGAUGAAGAAACGGGAGAAAUAUCUCUACCAGAAAAUAAUGUUUGGGAAGAAGCGCAAAAUUAGAGAGGCAAACAAAUUGGCCGAGAAACGAAAAGCUCAUGAUGCAGCAGUAAAAUCAGAAAAGAAGAGAAGCAAGAAGGCACGACGGGAAUAGGAGCCCAUCUCAUUGUGCUCUGUCGCUUCAUAUGCAGCCCUGGAAGGUGGACCUGGGACCUAAAGCCAGAUCUCUUAUUUGGGAGUGGGCAACAUUUGAACUCCUGGUUCUUCAGUGUUUUGCCUGAAUCCCCUCUCCAAAGCAGAACUAUGUAGAACUGGGACUAUAGUACCCAGAUUUCUUUAGGAAAACCAUUUCUAUUUAAAAGAAAUGUAAAUUUUUGGUUCCAUUCAGUUUUUCUCUUUAGGAUGGCCACUGUAUCUACCCCAAUUAGACAGUCAGAUAGACCUUUUGGUCUCACAUGGAGAAAUGUUGGUUUUGAGGAGAGGAGUCGCUAACAGUCCCUGCUUGCCAAAGCACAAAUGAAAUAACAAGGAUGUGAACAAGGUUCCUAUCUGGGACCAGAAGUUCAUCUGCUGACAUCUCCUUUCUGAGCAGAGGGCAUUUCCUUGUUCUCCUACUGUUUUGGCAACAGAAGAAAAACGUUGAGGUUCUUGCCUAACAAAUUGUAUUUUUAAAUGUCAGAUUCUUGUAAGUGUAUAGCUAGAAUGGCAAAGCUCCUCAGAAGUUGAAAACUUAGGAAAUCUUGCUAUGUAUGUAAAUAAAAUCUGGGCUUGAGUUAAGAUAGGUCAGCUAUACCUCAGAUGGAGUUUGACCUCUAGCCAACAAGGGUUGCUCAUAAUGCAGCUGGCACGCCUUUGCAUUUCAGUUGUAUAUUGCAGCAUAGUUAAUGAGAUUUUAUUAAACUGAAUUUUGAAACUAUGACAUUCA